Messenger RNA from Diospyros lotus (date-plum), 2309 nucleotides. Its product is annotated as aspartic proteinase 36-like. The coding region runs from base 239 to 1723 and encodes 494 amino acids. The record is from RefSeq and is a predicted model, not a curated record. Gene Ontology annotation, biological process: proteolysis. The transcript is spliced from 10 exons. Lineage: Eukaryota; Viridiplantae; Streptophyta; Magnoliopsida; Ericales; Ebenaceae. Gene Ontology annotation, molecular function: aspartic-type endopeptidase activity.
AUAUAAUUAUGCAUAUAACAUGUAUAUGCAUAUGUGCAGUCAGGCCGUUUCUGUCUGGUCCUUUUGCUUUCUCGAGAGGCCUCAAAUUUGGCCGCUAAGGGCGCUAUUAUUCUCUCAUUACGCGGUUUCAAAUAAUGCGCAGAAGCAGCAGAGGCGCAUAAACACUUAGAGAAAGAGAGAAGCGGCGCACAAUUCGCGGGGGCGGUGGAGGGGCGCAGGUCUUGCCGGAGCGCUGGCGAUGCCGGGGGUGGCCGAGUUCCUCCUGAUCUUGGCGUUCUUUGAGGCGGCGGCUGUCUACUGCAGCGGCUUUACGCCGCCGAAUCUGCUCACGCUCGAAAGGGUUUUUCCGGCCAACCAGAGAGUGGAGUUGGAGGCCCUCCGAGCUCGGGACCGUGCGAGGCACGCCAGAAUGUUGCAAGGUGUUGUCAGCGGAGUGGUCGAUUUCACAGUCGCCGGUAGCUCGGAUCCCUACCUUUUCGGGCUUUAUUUUACCAAAGUUAAACUAGGCUCUCCACCAAAGGAAUUUAAUGUGCAGAUUGAUACUGGAAGUGACAUCCUGUGGGUUACUUGUAGCUCCUGCACCAAUUGUCCCCAGUCAAGCGAACUUGGUGUUGAGCUCAAUUUCUUUGAUGCUGCCACCUCAUCAACUGCAUCUCUAGUUUCUUGUUCGGACCCAAUAUGUGCUUCUGUAGUCCAACCUGCGACUGCUGGAUGCUCCUCUCAGAGUAAUCAAUGUGGUUAUUCGUUUCAGUAUGGAGAUGGAAGUGGAACAUCUGGUUAUUAUGUAUCUGAUUUGCUUUAUUUUGACACAAUUGUGGGGACUGCUUCAAUAGCUAACUCUUCCACUCCAAUUGUUUUUGGGUGUAGCACCUAUCAAGCAGGCGACUUAACCAAAUCGGAUAGAGCAAUUGAUGGGAUUUUUGGGUUUGGUCAACAGGAUUUGUCCAUCAUAUCACAGCUGUCAUCACGAGGGAUUACUCCCAAGGUGUUCUCUCAUUGCUUGAAAGGAGAGGGCAAUGGUGGCGGCAUAUUAGUUCUUGGUGAGAUUUUGCAUCCAAGCAUCGUAUAUAGUCCCCUUGUCCCAUCACAGCCACAUUAUAACUUGUAUCUGCAGAGCAUUUCUGUCAAUGGCCAAUUGGUACCCAUUGAUCCAGAAGUGUUUGCAACAUCAGGUAGCCGAGGAACAAUUGUUGAUUCUGGAACAACUUUGGCAUACUUGGUGGAAGAAGCUUAUGAUCCUUUUAUUGUUGCCAUAACUGAUGCUACAUCACAAUCUGCAACACCAAUCAUUUCAAAUGGAAACCAGUGUUACCAAGUACCCACCAGUAUAACUGAGAUAUUUCCUCCAGUUGCUUUAAACUUUGUUGGUGGUGCAUCCAUGGUUUUAAGACCAGAAGACUACUUAGUACAUUAUGGUUUUGUUGAUGGUGCUGCAAUGUGGUGCAUUGGCUUUCAAAAAGUCCAGGAUCAAGAAGUAACUAUUUUAGGAGAUCUUGUUCUUAAAGAUAAGAUAUUUGUGUAUGAUUUAGCUCACCAACGGCUUGGGUGGGCAGAUUAUGAUUGUUCAAUGUCUGUAAAUGUCUCCAUAACUUCAGGCAAGGACGAGUUUGUUGCUGGGCAAUUGAGUAGGAGCAGCUCAGCACGAAACAUCCUCUUCAAGUUCAUGCAUAUGAGCAUUACUCUUCUUGUGCAUAUUGUAUCACUGUUCAUCAGUUUACUGUAACUCAAGCUUCUGCCAUCGGGACCCCAUUCUUUGCCUAUUUCAUUGGCUUUUCACCGAUUUUACUUGUAGCAAUCAAUAUGCUUUGUGGUCUUGUUCCUCCCCCCCACUAGAAGCCUGUUCAUCUGCCAUCUUUUCCUGACCUCCUUUUAGGCCUUCUGGUUAACGGAGAACCUAUCAGUCCGGUCCCCUUAUCGUCUUCGCCCUUUGACUCAACAUUCGGCUCGCCCUUGUAAAAGGUCUGUGGAAUUGUAAAUUAUCUCCAUGCUUCUUGGCUGAGAGAGUAGUGUAGAGUGAAAUUGCGGACCUCGGAAAAGAGCUCCGAUGCGUUUGCAUUUGUCAAGAACUAUAGAAAUAAGGUUAACAGUGUGUGUAGAAACUGGCUUCCUUUUGUAAAACACAAUUGCGAACACUUUGUUCUUUUCGUUUGCUCUUCACUGAGGUUUGCUUCUGGGAAUUGGGAAUCCCCCAAAAUGUAACUUUUAACUUGUCCAUAGGGGCAUGCCAUGGAAUCCUCGCAACUUCUUAAUGUUUUGUACGAUCAUAUGGUGGCUGUCACUUGAAAUGAACCAAUGUGAAGAAUUCAUAA